AAUCCUUCUGUAUGAUUCAGUAUGAGGAAGAAUAGUCUCAUCCUUGUGCAACACUAUAAUGUUGGUUACGCUGCGUUGCAAGGUCAAUAUGAAAGAUGGCAGGCAGGGUCCGAUAUCAUCUUAUUACAGAACCAACUUUGGAUGACGUACAUAAGCUUUGCGUGCAACUUCGAAGUGAUGCAAAAGAUGAAAGAAUUCUAUUUCAUUAUAACGUCCAUUAGUUCAAAAGCACCCCCCCCCCCCCCCCAGCUGGUAAGCGAGAAUCACACACACUCUGUGCAACUCUCAUUUGAAAGCUGGCUUGGAACUUCAUCCGCAUUGGUUUUCGAUUGCUCUAAUACAGUUUUGAUAGUUUCAACCUUUCUUGAUUUUGCUGAAAGAAGAGACAAACUUGCGUCAAUAUCGGACACAUAUUCGGAUCAAGUAGAAGAGAGUAACUCUGCAAGCGACAAGAAUGCUUGGAAAAGGGAGCUCAAGUCUUUUCAAGAGAGUAUUCUAUUCGCGUCUUGCGGAGCGAAAGAGACUUUGCCAACCGGUCCUUAUUUUGGGCAGAUAUUUUCACUUCUUGUUUAAUAUCUCUUACUCAGUUGGCUUGUCGCUGGUUCCUACUUCGAUCCCUACUAUCUGGGGUUCGAU
Molecule: messenger RNA, 636 nt
Organism: Galdieria sulphuraria
Lineage: Eukaryota; Rhodophyta; Bangiophyceae; Galdieriales; Galdieriaceae
Product: regulatory associated protein of mTOR
Exons: 3
Coding region: 22-573 (183 amino acids)
Source: RefSeq, a predicted model, not a curated record